AUGGAGGUUGGAGAAAUUGUGAGGGAUCAUCCAAAUCUUAUUUUGAAUACUUCUGAACUUUCAAGGAGUGAUCCAGAAAAAGACAGCACUCCUUUCCAUAUUAUCGAAUGGGUGGAAAGUGCUCUGAAUACUUCUAAAAUAUCAGAAAUGUCUUUUCCAGAUAAUCCAAAUAAUUUAACACGAAAUCUUAUCAAUGGCUUCAUUGUCCUUAUUUGCAUUUUAGCCCUGGUAGGAAAUGGAAGAACCAUUUAUCUUCUGGCCUUUUCCAUUAAGAGGAAUUAUUUCACCACUUACAUCCUGAAUCUCUCCAUCGCUGAUUUUGGGGACCUCUCAUCCCUCAUUAUGGCAGCUAUAUUUGUGGGGGUGUCAACUCUUCAUAAAUUAAUUUAUGUUGUCCAAUUUUUUUUCUUCUUCUUUUUUGAGCUCUUUUCUUUCACCUAUUCUGCUACCCAGUUUCCGCUGAUGGCCAUCAGCCUGGACAGGUGUGUGGCUGUCCUCUUCCCACUCUGGCAUUGCUGCCAUCAUGUGCCAUAUUUCUCCACUCUUGUUUGUGGCCUUAUCUGGAUCCUCUCCUUCUUGCUCUCUGUAGUGCACUUCAUUCUCCACCAGACCAGAAGCUCUGGAAGUUCAUCUUUGCUUUACCAGCUGAUUGUGAAUGGUUUAUUUUGUACACCUCUCAUGGUUUUGUCUACUGUGACCCUCUGGAUUCACAUGAGGUCUAAAUCGCAACACAAUCAAAGGAAGUUCCUCACCACCAUCUUGCUGGCUCUCCUCUUCUUCCUCCUUUUUUCUCUCCCAAUGUAUGCCUCAUAUGUCAUUUAUUAUUUCAGUUUCCCUCAUCCUGUCCUCUUGACAACUGGAAUAGGAAAUGCUACUCUCAAGAGCAGCAUCAACCCACUCCUUUAUUUCUUCGUGGGGAGGAAGCAGAGGGGAAAGAGUCAGCCCAGAACAUCUUUGAAGGUGGUUCCUCAAAUACUCUUCAAGGAUGAGCAGCAGGGCAGCCUGGAGGAACAACAAGUUGCAAAGGAAGAACUUUCGUGA
Crotalus tigris (Tiger rattlesnake) is the source of this 1041-nucleotide messenger RNA. RefSeq names its product proto-oncogene Mas-like. The transcript is spliced from 3 exons. Gene Ontology annotation, biological process: G protein-coupled receptor signaling pathway. Gene Ontology annotation, molecular function: G protein-coupled receptor activity. NCBI's taxonomy places the organism in Eukaryota, Metazoa, Chordata, Lepidosauria, Squamata, Viperidae. The record is from RefSeq and is a predicted model, not a curated record. Gene Ontology annotation, cellular component: membrane. The coding region runs from base 1 to 1041 and encodes 346 amino acids.